This is a messenger RNA of Clupea harengus (Atlantic herring), 1733 nucleotides long. RefSeq lists its product as uncharacterized. The record is from RefSeq and is a predicted model, not a curated record. The transcript has 11 exons. The coding region runs from base 1 to 1149 and encodes 382 amino acids. Gene Ontology annotation, molecular function: GTPase activity. Lineage: Eukaryota; Metazoa; Chordata; Actinopteri; Clupeiformes; Clupeidae.
AUGGCGGACAUUGUGGCUCUGACAUGGUAUGUGGAGGAGCACAUUCAGAAAACGGGAGUCGCUAUAGAAACGCAAGGUUUUACCUUCAUAACAAGUGGACGAAAAAGAGAGUCAUUAACGGGCAAUGCAACGCUACACCUCUACCCCCAUUUCCGACCCCUGCUGGAGUUUAAAGGUGUUACGGACUACCUCUCAGCCGAGAUCUCCACCUCCAAGCAGAAGAAGUUUAGCCUGGUCACCUUCGUGGACACUCCCGGGCUGGUGGACGGAGACAUGAUCUACCCUUUCGAAGUCAACAAUGCCAUCACAUCGUUUGGGCAACAGGCGGACUUGAUCUUCGUGUUUUUUGAUCCCAUGGGGCAGGCACUGUGCAAGCGAACGCUCAACAUAGUGGAGAAACUGAGCGAGACGUGCGGAGACAAGCUUCGCUUUUACCUCAGCAAGGCGGACGUGGCCGGCAAGGAGACGGACCGACAGAGAGUGAUGAUGCAGAUUGUUCAGGAGCUGUGUCGCCGCCCAGGGCUCAACCAGUGUGGCUUUGCGAUGCCCACUAUCUACAUCCCCAAUCCGCAGAAGCCAAGCAGGUGUGUGAAUCAGAUUGAUGAGGUGUGUGAGACCAUAGAGAAGAGCAUCAACCAGGCCGUCCAGAAGACCCUGGACCAGCUCGAGAAGGACUGUGACCAAAUAUGCAUUACAGUCACCAACAAACUGGCACAAGACGGGGAGAGCGUCCGCUACAACCACAGCUCCAGGUUUCACUCCUUCAUGUGCGGCCUGACGGGCGUCCUCCUGCCCGUCCUCUUCAUCCUCAGCUUCGUGGUGAACACCUUCACCAGAGAGGAGCUGGACGCCCUGGUGGGAGAGGGGCUCGCUACCGCCCUCUUCCUCUCAACAGGCAUUAUGGUUCUGUUGUGGGACUGGAUUCCAGAGGAUGGGCAAAUACUGUUUGUGAUCCUGCUCGGGGCAUUCAGCUACUUUCUUCUGUUCCUCGCUAAGUACUUUGGCCGCCAGGGGAGCAAGACCCUCACAAAGAAAGAGAAGAAGACCAUGACACAGUACAGCGAGUUUGUCCAGGAGGUGGUCAGAGCCAAAAAGCAAAAACUGUACGAGGAGUACCUCCAAGAGUGUGCCGCAGAGUAUGAAUUCUGACCUUCUCUUCAGCUUCAGUGUACCGAGUUUCUCGAUGUGGUUAUUUGUCAGUGGGCAUUUCAAACUCCAAACGCCAAACCAGCAAGCAAAAAGCUCAGUGGGGGUUAAAAACACGACAGAAAAACGAAUAUCUCAGACAAUGCUUUAUACAUGUACUGUACAUGACGUGAAUGUUAUCAUUAACCCAAAACCACGUGGAUAUGAUCUUUUCUUACACAACAUACCCACAGACUAUUCUCUAUACAGACAUCUAGGAGGUUGGGUAUAAGCCUUACUAUUGAUGAAGACUCAUAGUGCCUUUCUUUGAAUAAUGUGAAGGAGUAAGCGAAUGUGAUUGUACAUACAAUAUGACCUCACCGAGUUUGAGUUUCAGAACCUGCCAUUUGAAAAUGAUUUUCUGAAAUAUAUCGUUUUCUGUAUUUAACUCCGAAAGUGCGCACAGGAAUGUUUACGUAACGUGAAGCUGCAUUUCUUCAGUGACUCCCUUAAUAACCUGGAACUGCCUUUUUCUCCUCUUCGAGAGGAGCGUUCAUUGUCUCUUUUGUUGUUGACAUUUGUUUUAUUUGUUUGUCUCUAUCACUCUG